This is a messenger RNA of Aptenodytes forsteri (emperor penguin), 1392 nucleotides long. RefSeq names its product solute carrier family 29 member 3 (gene SLC29A3). The transcript has 5 exons. Gene Ontology annotation, biological process: nucleoside transmembrane transport. Gene Ontology annotation, molecular function: nucleoside transmembrane transporter activity. Lineage: Eukaryota; Metazoa; Chordata; Aves; Sphenisciformes; Spheniscidae. The record is from RefSeq and is a predicted model, not a curated record. Bases 1 to 1392 code for a protein of 463 amino acids. Gene Ontology annotation, cellular component: plasma membrane; Golgi apparatus.
AUGCACCCAGCAGCCGGUAUCUUUCCCCCGGACGAGGAGCCCCUGAUCGAGGAGCCCUUGGUGAACAGAUACAGCCAGCAAAAGCCAAACGACCGCUUACACGGGGCCUACAUUAUUUUUUUCCUCCUGGGCAUCGGGUCCCUGCUGCCCUGGAAUUUUUUCAUCACGGCAAAGCACUACUGGAUGUACAAGCUGCAAAACUGCUCAGAUCAGGCAGGCCCGGCAGGACAGGCAGCGUCUGAUCUGCGGGACUUUUUUGAGAGUUACAUUUCCAUCGCUUCGACUGUGCCCUCGUUGCUGUGCCUGAUUGGAAACUUCUUGCUCGUCAAUAAGGUGCCCGCCAGCAUCCGGAUCUUGUCCUCCCUCUUCAUCAUGCUGGCCGUCUUCCUGGUGAUCACGGUGCUGGUGAAGGUCGACACCUCUGCCUGGACCACCCCCUUCUUUGCCCUCACCGUCGGCUGCAUGGUCAUUGUCAGCAGCGCCUCGACCGUCUUCACCAGCAGCAUCUUCGGUCUGAGCAGCAACUUCCCCAUGAAGAACUUGCAGGCGCUGAUCUCGGGUCAGGCCAUGGGUGGCACGAUCAGUGCCAUCGCCUCCGUGAUAGACCUGACGGCAGCAGCUGACGUUACGGACAGUGCCCUGGCCUACUUCCUCACCGCUGACAUCUUCAUCAUCAUCUGCAUCAUGGUGUACCUCCUCCUACCCAGGCUGGAGUACUCCAGGCAUUACAUGAGCAGCCAGAAGGAGAGCCCACCUCUGUCCGCCGUGCCACCCAACAGCUCCGCAGAGGACGAGGCAGAGCCAGGAGGCACCACAAAUACCUCCUUCCUCGCAAAAAGUACUGGCAUUCCCCCGCUCCGCCCCAUCCUGCAGAAGACUGCCCUCCUCGGCUUCUGCCUCUUCUAUGUCUUCUUCAUCUCCAUCAUCAUCUUCCCUUCUCUCUCUUCCAACAUCGAGUCGGUCAGCAAGUCCUCAGGAAGCCUGUGGAGCACCAAGUACUUUGCGCCACUCACCAGUUUCCUCCUGUACAACUUCGCUGACUGGUGUGGGAGGCAGAUCACUGCCUGGAUCCAGGCACCCGGCCCCAAGAGCAAGCUGCUGCCCGCCCUCGUCCUCCUCAGGACCAUCUUCCUCCCUCUCUUCAUCCUCAGCAACUACCAACCUCGGGCUCACAUCUGGAUGGUGGUCUUCAACCAAGAUGUCUACCCGGUGGUCUUCACGGCACUGCUGGGGCUGAGCAACGGCUACCUGGGGACACUGGUCAUCAUCUACGGCCCCAAGAUCGUGCCAAAAGAGCUGGCUGAGGCAGCGGGGGUGGUGAUGACAUUCUACCUCAUGCUGGGGCUGGCUGUGGGGUCUGCCUGCUCUGUUCUCAUUGUCCACCUUGUGUAG